CGCGUUGAAUAAAACUCCAAUUUCUCCUCUUUAUUUUUCGCCGUCGUCUUCUCUCUUCUCCCGCUCUUUUUUUUUUUUCUUCUUCUUCUGCAUUUACCCAUCUUAUGAUCAAGCUUCAAUAUCUCAAGGUUUAAGGGUUUAAAGGUUUCGAUCUCUUCAGUUCUCUCGUGUUUAUGGCCCACUCUGACUUAUUGAAUUUGCUAUUCGCGGUGGGUGUUUGGUGUUCUGCAUAUAUUGUUGUUGCAGUUAUUGCAUCAUUGCGGAUAAUCGCCUGUCUUUGUCUGGUUUAAACUUGUGAGACAACUUGAAAGCUGCCAUGGGAUAUGCACAGCUAGUUAUUGGUCCUGCCGGAAGUGGAAAGUCAACCUACUGCUCUAGCUUGUACCAACACUGUGAGACAGUUGGCCGAACUAUGCAUGUUGUGAAUCUUGAUCCUGCUGCCGAAAAUUUUGACUAUCCUGUAGCGAUGGAUAUUAGGGAGCUUAUUUCGUUGGAGGAUGUCAUGGAGGAGCUUGGGCUUGGUCCUAAUGGUGGCCUUCUAUACUGCAUGGAACAUCUUGAAGAAAAUCUGGAUGAUUGGUUGACAGAAGAAUUGAACAAUUACAUGGACGACGAUUAUUUAGUUUUUGACUGCCCAGGUCAGAUAGAGCUCUUUUCUCAUGUUCCGGUUCUUAAAAACUUUGUGGAGCAUUUAAAGAGAAAGAACUUCAAUGUCUGUGCUGUGUAUCUGCUGGAUUCUCAGUUCAUGACAGACAUCACAAAGUUUAUUAGUGGUUGUAUGGCUUCUCUCUCAGCAAUGAAAUCCUUGAUGAAGGGCCGUAAAUCUCAUGAUUGUCCAAUUGUCCCAUCCCCUGUGCUGAGUUUUUGUUAUCAUUUCUUUCCUCAAGCGCUGCAAGUGGACGAGUAUAACAUGGUGAGUUUUGUGCCACUUGACUUGAGGAAAGAAAGCAGUAUAAGAUACGUGCUGGCCCAAAUUGAUAACUGCAUUCAGUACGGUGAAGAUGCAGAUGUGAAGAUCAAGGAUUUUGAUCCAGACGAAGACGAUGACUAAAUUCCAUUUCCUUCUCAAUUCAACUAUUUUUGUUUUUUAUGCUUUUGUGUGCGCAAAAAGAUCCAAAUGUGUUUGAACCUUUUGAGUUUCAACUAAAUAUAUACAAAUGUCAUUUGGACCUUUUGAGUUUCAACUAAAUAUAUACAAAUGUCUAUUGAACUUUUGGUACA
This is a messenger RNA of Cucumis melo (muskmelon), 1221 nucleotides long. RefSeq lists its product as uncharacterized. The record is from RefSeq and is a predicted model, not a curated record. Bases 317 to 1051 code for a protein of 244 amino acids. NCBI's taxonomy places the organism in Eukaryota, Viridiplantae, Streptophyta, Magnoliopsida, Cucurbitales, Cucurbitaceae. The transcript has 10 exons. Gene Ontology annotation, molecular function: GTPase activity.